Capsaspora owczarzaki ATCC 30864 is the source of this 1095-nucleotide messenger RNA. RefSeq lists its product as hypothetical. The record is from RefSeq and is a predicted model, not a curated record. The transcript is spliced from 2 exons. Lineage: Eukaryota; Filasterea; Ministeriida; Capsasporidae. The coding region runs from base 1 to 1095 and encodes 364 amino acids.
AUGUCUGUGGUGACUGCCGGAUUCACAGUGUCUGGCGGUGGAGCUUCUGGUGCACACACCGCCUCAGUGCAACAACAACCGGCCAGUUCCGUCAGCCCUCUUUCUCACGCUCACAUCUCUUCCAGUCAUCUCGAACUCCCAAAAACGCACUGUCUUGUUACUCAAGUGAGCUAUCUCGGCAAGGUUGCGAAACAUUGCGCGGACAAGAGUUACCAGAGCGCGCGGGCCGCUGCCAAGAGCGCGAUUCGGAGCGGCCAAGACCCCGCGACCCUCUUCCUCCUAGCCGAGCAGGAAGACCGAACUGAUAACGCCCGUCGGCAAGACAUCUUGCUUGAUGAAAUUUCGACCGUGCACGGCGUCUCUUGCUGGCGCCUGCAUCCAAAGCAGCUCGAGAAACCGGACCCAGCAUGCAAGCUCUUGUCGGGCCAGCCUCAGCCUCCAAUCGACCCGAACAUCUUUCACAUCAACAGCGAUUUGCCGGUUGAAGCUGAUGAAAACCAGCACAUGCUGCUUGGUCCAGCCCGUGACAUGCCGAGAGCUGUGUUUGAGACCGCACUAUCGCGCCUCAUUGAGCAAUCGCCGUCUUGUAUGGAGAUGCACGUCGCACCGGCCGGUGACCCCGCGACGCUUGUCGAGCCGAUGGCAAACUUGGAACUUGGCGCUUCCUCGGUGCCAGCCUCUGCCUCUGCUUCUUCAGCGGCACCAUUGACCUUGCCGGCGCUGUCAGAUUCUGUCGCAAUGUUUCUCAACGGCAAUCUGUCUGAGGGCCCUCUCGAUUUCAUUGAGCGUGACGGGCUUGAUUCUAUUUCGUGCCUGCUUCUCGAUGCGCUGGACUGGACAAUCUUCCUGCCCCAUAUUUCGGCAGCUGAAAAGGCUGUUGCUUACUACAUUGCUACUCGCAUCGUUGGACAGAACACCGUCGAGCUGCUCUCGGAGCGUUCAACAUUGUGGUGGUUUGUGCGAGAUGCCCUGACACGCCACCCGACAACCGACGAUCGAGAAAUCAACGUGCAAGCCUGCUUGAUUGAGCAUUUGGAUUGUCUGAUUGGCUUGGGUCAGGGAGCUUCUGCGCCACUCAGCAAACUCGUUGAGUGA